Molecule: messenger RNA, 1678 nt
Organism: Ooceraea biroi (clonal raider ant)
Lineage: Eukaryota; Metazoa; Arthropoda; Insecta; Hymenoptera; Formicidae
Product: odorant receptor Or2
Biological process (GO): sensory perception of smell; detection of chemical stimulus involved in sensory perception of smell
Cellular component (GO): plasma membrane
Molecular function (GO): olfactory receptor activity; odorant binding
Source: RefSeq, a predicted model, not a curated record
AUAUUUUGCAAAUAUGACUUCCACCUUCACGAGAGUGAUGCAUUGUACUUGCUAACGAAUUUCAAAGUGUCAUCUCGAAGUUGUGCAGUUAUUAAUUAUUAAAGUUGCAGAAGCAUUCGCAGUACAUUAGAACGUUAAUGGAUAUUUAAUGGAUGUCUAGCGUCAUAUUAAUGGAGCUAAAUAAUUUUUAAUAAUUAAAUAUUUUCGUUUCUCGUUUCACAACUUUCAACUACACAUGUUGAUGGAACAAUAUAUAAAAUCCAGUGUAGCUAUACACAUUCAACGUUCAUACAUGUUUUAACACUGCAUUGCACGCUGAAAAUUCAAUCCCUCGAAAAUCGCUGCGCUUCAUACAUCAAGGCGCGAGCUAUCGUAAUUGAGCAACUUCUACCGUGAAUUUUCCGCACUUCCGCAUGCGUGAUGAAGGGUAAUAAAGUAACGGUAGAUAGGGUGAUAGCGUUUCUGCGGGUGUAUCUGGCGCUCGCUUGCUGCUGGCCACUUCCGCCGGACGCUACUAAGUUCCAAAGACUCUGUCGCCGCAUUUUGCGCUAUUUCUGCCUCGCGAACUCGAUUACCAUCAUCUUCAGUGGGGUGUGGACGAUCUCGAAGCACGGCGACGAUGCGUUUAUGGUGAUGAGGGUAGGGUGCCAAAUGAGCGCCGCCGCGCAGAUCCCGCUGCAGAUGAUACUCUUCGCGAUGCAGGAUGAACGCAUGCAGCUUAUUGUUUUCGAAAUAGAGGAUUAUUAUCAACGUGCACAAAUACACGAAAAGGAGAUUCUUCAAUACUAUGUUGACAAAUGUAAAUUCUUGUACGGUAGCAUUCUUUGCUGUCUGGCAAUAACAGGCGUCAGUUUUAUAUUCGCGCCUUUGCUUUUGCCCCAACCGUUUCCACUAGAAUUGGAGUAUCCAUUUGACAUAUAUCAACCAUUGCAAACUAUUAUUUACGUGCAUCAUAUAAUAGCUAUUUUUCAAAGUGUCACGCAGGUUGGCGCGAAUACUUUUCCUGCUCUCUUACUUUGGUUUGUUGCCGCUAGAUUCCAUAUACUAUCCACUCGAUUCUGCACAGUAACAGAUAUGAAGCAGUUGUUAAAAUGCGUUUACGAACACAAUAUAUUGCUCAGAUAUGCAGAGGAAGUGACGCAUGCGGUUCGUUAUGUAGCAUUAUUAUGCAUAACAUGCAGUACCGGCGCUGUAAUAUUCGGUUACCUUACUUUUAUGAGCCGUCAGCCAGUGUCAGUGAAAUUUAUAUUCCUCAUGAUAGGCCUCUGCGGCUUUGUGGAACUCUAUAUGUACGCCUGGCCGGCUGAUAAUGUAAUGACCAUGAGCAGCGACAUAGCACUUGCUGUCUACAAUUCAUCAUGGUACAAAGAUGAUGUAGCUAUGAGGAAAGUUUUAAUGCAUAUCAUACGUAGAAGUCAACGUCCGGUCGUCGUUUCAGUCCCGUGUGCAUUGCCACAAUUGUCUAUGACUUAUUACGCAUCAUAUAUCUCGACCGUUUUUUCAUAUAUGGCAUUUAUACGCAUCAUGAUCGGUCAAGAGUAAACAAAGAAAAGAAAGAAGAUCGAUAUGUGGCAUGUAUAGUAUAUGUCUGUAUAAUCUAUAUUUUUGUGAUAUGGUUGCCACUUGUGCAAAGUUAUAGUCUUGUAUUAUAAUAAAAGCUUGCACUUGUUGAUGAAAA